Daucus carota subsp. sativus is the source of this 618-nucleotide messenger RNA. RefSeq names its product histone H3.2. The record is from RefSeq and is a predicted model, not a curated record. Gene Ontology annotation, molecular function: DNA binding; protein heterodimerization activity; structural constituent of chromatin. The transcript has a single exon. Lineage: Eukaryota; Viridiplantae; Streptophyta; Magnoliopsida; Apiales; Apiaceae. Gene Ontology annotation, cellular component: nucleosome; nucleus. Bases 79 to 489 code for a protein of 136 amino acids.
CAUCACAUCACUCACAUCUUCUCUGCAAUCUCUCCCUAGCUAUACACACACAAAUCCUGUAUCAACAUCUCCCCAUCAAUGGCACGAACAAAGCAGACAGCUCGCAAAUCCACCGGCGGCAAGGCCCCCCGCAAGCAGCUCGCGACAAAAGCCGCCCGGAAGUCAGCCCCGGCCACCGGCGGCGUCAAGAAGCCCCACCGUUUCCGCCCCGGAACCGUCGCGCUCCGAGAAAUUCGCAAGUACCAGAAAUCAACCGAGCUUCUGAUCCGAAAGCUUCCGUUCCAGCGACUUGUUCGGGAAAUCGCACAGGACUUCAAGACUGAUCUUCGGUUCCAGAGCUCUGCUGUGGCUGCUCUUCAGGAGGCCGCUGAGGCUUAUCUGGUUGGACUCUUCGAAGAUACUAAUCUCUGCGCGAUUCAUGCCAAGCGUGUCACCAUCAUGCCUAAGGAUAUUCAGCUUGCCAGGAGGAUCAGGGGCGAGAGGGCUUGAGUUUGAUAUUUGUGUUCUGCUUUUAUAUCCAGUUUAAUAUUGUUAGGGCUAAUGUAGUGUGAAUCGAUUAUGAUUGUGCUUAUGUAAUGAAAUGUUCGUAAUGAAAAUGAAAUGUUUAGCUUCUGCAUA